UUUGCUAUUACCUAAUUAGGGUAAUUAGCGUUAAAUUUGUGUAUCUUCUAUAACUAUGGUUUGAAAUUGGGGAUUUUUAAAGAUUAGGGUUGAAUUAUAGGGGUUUUCUGUAUGAAGUGUAGAAUUUGAUGAAUUGUAUCUUUGUUUGUUCGUUUGCAGUGGUUAUACACAUUAUCUAUAUAAAGACAUCAACGUGUUUUUUUUAUAGUAAACUGACCUUGUUAUUCCCUCACAUGGAUAGAGAUAAAAUUUACCUUAAGGAAUUUGAGAAUAUAUUGUGUGUUAUGUUGCGUCUUGAUGAAAAGGAAGUUCCUAAUUUAUAUUGAAUGACGAACCCAUGUUUUCCUGAGAGUUUGGUUACAAAUGAAGACUUGUUUAAGUUUUGGGAGCAUGUUGUACCUGAUGAUAAAGGCUUCAUAUGUUUACAAAUGGAUAUAAUGAAUUCAGAAUUUGGGAAUGAUAAUGACUUCAUUAAGGCUGCAAUGGAACAACCAGUGAUAACAAUUGAUGACACUCCUAAGAAGACACCUAAGAGGACUGCUAAGAGACCAGCUUCAAAGGAAAAGUCUGUAAGGAGAUCACCAGAAAAGAUUUUAAGGAGAUCACCAAGGUUGCAAGCUCAAUCAAAGAAGGAAAACUCUAAUGGAAGAGCAUCUAGGAAAUUGUUCGUGGGUCUGCUAAAUGAAGUGGAAUCUCAGGGUUAUUCUUGCCUUAGUCAAGCUAGUGUUGGUUCUAGCAGUGUACCAAUUCAAGUGACUGAUACCUUUAAUCGUGAUUACUGGGUUGAUGCAGUGAACAAGAAUGAUGCAUGGGACAACAAUGAUGAGGAGGAGGAGAAUGUGGUACUAAAGAACACUACUUAGAUGAAUGUCACCCCAUUGAAGACCCAAAUGCUCCGUCAAUUUAUGACAGUGAUAAAUAUAAUGAUAUUGAUUAUAAAGAAAUUGUCAAGACAUAUAAAGUUGGAUAUGAAAGAACUGAUUCAAGUAGCAGUGAAGAAGACAAUGAAAAAGUUUCUAAUGAUGGUGGGAGUAAUGAUAUUAAUGAUGGUCCUGAAGCAAUUGAUGAUAAAGAUGCCAAACCAAAGUUUGAUUACCAGAAAUGGAAAGAAGACUUUAAUAUGCACAGUGAUGAAGAAGAACAACAUUUAUUCCCUGUAGAAGAAGAGGUGUCUCUUGUUUAUCCUACUAAGAUUGAGGUAAAGUAUGCUUUUAAUAACAAGAAGGUAUUUAAUAAACAUCUUACGGGUUACUGUAUAAAAAAUAAUUAUCAGUACAAGACCUAUAAGAGUGACAAAAAAAGACUA
Messenger RNA from Papaver somniferum (opium poppy), 1306 nucleotides. RefSeq lists its product as uncharacterized. Bases 327 to 863 code for a protein of 178 amino acids. The record is from RefSeq and is a predicted model, not a curated record. NCBI's taxonomy places the organism in Eukaryota, Viridiplantae, Streptophyta, Magnoliopsida, Ranunculales, Papaveraceae. The transcript is spliced from 2 exons.